Molecule: messenger RNA, 687 nt
Organism: Venustampulla echinocandica
Lineage: Eukaryota; Fungi; Ascomycota; Leotiomycetes; Helotiales; Pleuroascaceae
Exons: 2
Coding region: 1-687 (228 amino acids)
Source: RefSeq, a predicted model, not a curated record
AUGGCAAUCGCAAUUCCCAAACCAAAGCGCAUGGCCGUUCUACCAAUUUCAUUUGACGGAAAGCCCCCUAUCCUCGACGAGGGGGAAUAUCCGGACUGUCGAAUCAAGUAUCACUUUAUCUCCUUUGAAGCUUCACCCAAAACGUUCAAACCACUAUAUAGUGGCAUGUAUGACUUGGCGCCGUUCGGUUAUAACCCAAAGAGGCCAGAUGAAUAUAUGUAUGGAAGGUUUCUCGAUAAAGAAACAGAGCAUGGGCUAGUCGAUGUGGGAUAUCGAGACAUCUGGUGCACAGUGCCUCUGAAUUAUGUCGUGUGUACAAUAGUAGAUAAUCCAAACGAUAAGCAGGCGCACAGUUUCUAUAAUAAUAUCAAGAAACAACUCGAAGAUAUAAACAAACAAGGUGGUGAUCAAAAUCACGAACGUUUCGCAUUGUUCCAAAAGCACUGGGAAUCAGGAACCCACCCCCUUCAAGGCUCUCGGGAGGAAAUCGAUAAGUUGGUCGGAGAGUACUGGAAAAUUCACACAGCAAUUGGGGCCCAGCAAGGCGCUCAGACACAAUCAAUUGAUGAAGCAAUGCUUAGAAUGCUGUUGCAGGUGCUGGUUGGAAUAAGGAAGCAUUCUGGGCCCAGUCCUACUGUGCGUGAAGCAAAAAGGGCAUUGGAGGAGGUUUUGAGGUUCAGCUCGUGA